UACUAUCUGAACGUCAAAAGAAACUAUCAUGCCGAUCCUCUGUGGGGAGGACUUGACAACUACCCAUUUGAAAGUGGCAACAGGCGGUACAGCGCACGAGAGGUACAACCGCUGAUGCCACUGACGCUGUUGGAUCGUUUGAUACGUGAUAGUGAAUUCGUGCGUAAAAGGGAGACACUGCUUAUAUCUUACAUUUCAUCUGCGAAUUCUGGUGGUACACGAAAGAGACACAGUUCCAUUUUCAUUUAAUUGGCGAUUGCUCUGGAGUAUGCAGCCGGAAUUUUGAGGACAACACUCAAGAAGUAAAGUCUGAAUGGAUGUAACUCACGCCGGUGCGCACUCAAUAAGAACCCUGCACCACUGUAACGGUUCACCUGUGUAAUACUAUAUCCUUUUGCUAAACAUGGAUCAGUCACAAAAUUUUGUAGCAAUGUACAUUCUUAUGUUGUCGCUCGGACUUAUAAUAGAAGAAGGGCUAUGCCAGCAUUAUUACCUCCUCCGUCCUAUCCCGAGUGACAGUUUGCCUCUUGUGGAAUUAAAAGAGGACCCAGAUCCGAUCUUUGACCCAAAAGAGAGGGACCUCAAUGAAACCGAACUUAAAAGUGUGCUGGGGGAUUUUGAUGGUCGCUUUAUUUCUGUUACAGCACCACAGGACAAAUACACUGGCAACGAUGAACUUGAUGAUAUGGACUUUCAGCAGAAACCCAGUGGAGCGAUGCCUAAAGAAAUUAAAGCACUGGACUUUGACAUACAGUUUGGCAAGAAGCACAAACCCAGUAAAAAACUCAAACGGAGGCUACAGCAGUGGCUGUGGUCAUUUUCGUUCUGCCCGGUCAUUUACACAUGGAACGACCUCGGGAACAGAUUCUGGCCACGUUACAUGAGAGUGGGGAGCUGUCAAAGCAAACGAUCAUGUUCGGUUCCAGAGGGGAUGGUCUGCAAACCAGCAAAUUCAACCCAUUUCACGAUAUUGAGAUGGCGAUGUAUACAGAAGAAAGGGGGUCUAAAAUGUUCUUGGAUUCCAGUACAAUACCCCAUUAUAACCGAAUGCAAAUGCGCCUGCUCGAACUGAAAUUACUGUUUAAAACUAUAAAUUAUGAUUACCAAUUUUGUAUGUACUACCGAGUGUAGGAAUGUAUUUUAUGUACAUGUGGAGCCAUUCAAUUAUAUAGGUUCUUGUAAAAAGUCAGUAUUAGGCCUAUGUGUAACCAGUCUAUCGUAUUUGUAGAAAAAUAUUGGUGGGCCUUUUGUAUUUAUAUUGAAGACGGUUUUUACGUUGUUUUCGUCUAUGGAAAACGAUCUAUCGACCUCAGAUAUCUUGCAGCUGAGACAGCUGAAUAUCGGUAGCCUAUUUUAAUGAUUUAUCAUGUA
Esox lucius (northern pike) is the source of this 1371-nucleotide messenger RNA. RefSeq names its product noggin 1 (gene nog1). The transcript has a single exon. Lineage: Eukaryota; Metazoa; Chordata; Actinopteri; Esociformes; Esocidae. Bases 404 to 1072 code for a protein of 222 amino acids. Gene Ontology annotation, biological process: negative regulation of BMP signaling pathway; dorsal/ventral pattern formation; osteoblast differentiation. The record is from RefSeq and is a predicted model, not a curated record.